Exaiptasia diaphana is the source of this 6749-nucleotide messenger RNA. RefSeq names its product protein patched homolog 1. The record is from RefSeq and is a predicted model, not a curated record. Gene Ontology annotation, cellular component: plasma membrane. The transcript has 26 exons. Gene Ontology annotation, molecular function: hedgehog family protein binding; hedgehog receptor activity; smoothened binding. Bases 228 to 4322 code for a protein of 1364 amino acids. Gene Ontology annotation, biological process: smoothened signaling pathway. Lineage: Eukaryota; Metazoa; Cnidaria; Anthozoa; Actiniaria; Aiptasiidae.
GGGAAAGAGAUAACGACRGCGACUUGCAGGCUUACAAACAUGGACUCUAACACUCUAAAAUCUUUAUUCCAUCGAUAUAGCUUCUGUAAACUCCAACUACAAGUUUAAUCCAAAGCUAGGAAGGAACUUACGGAGUUUAAUGGUUCUUUGUGGUGUAAAAACGUGCGAGGAUUUCUCAACCAAGAGCGCCUUCGAACUAGUGGUCUUACAUCGACCUAACURUUAGUAUGGCAUGGACAGARAGCUACACAUGGGCCAAAGAAGCACUACAAGAUAUCGACGAGGGCCGUGCAAUGGGAAAUCGUCKARCACUUCGAUUACGCGCACGAAUUCAAAGUGUGCUGUUUAAAUGGGGAUGUUUUUCACAGCGACAYUGYGGAAAAGUGGUCUUGAUCAGCCUUUUGGUUUCAUUUGCGCUUUGCUAUGGGCUAUCUUUUGCCAGACUUGAAACAAACGCCGAAAAACUUUGGGUAGAAGUUGGUGGUCGUUUAGCUGAUGAAAUUAGAUAUUCUGAAUCCAUGCUCGGUAAAGAAUUUACGAAUACACAAGAGGUCAUUAUUCAAACUCCAAACUUCAGAGGAACAAACAUCCUAACAGUCGACGCUAUGCUUCUACAUGUUAAGGCUCUCAAGAAAGCCGCUAUGGUAAAAGUCAAGGUCGAAGACAGGGAAUGGUCGCUCAAAGACCUCUGUUACAAGCCAAACCUGCCCGCGUUUGAUGACAAACUUCUACAAAAAGUUAUGGGGCAUCUAAUUCCUUGCACCUUCAUAACACCAAUGGAUUGCUUCUGGGAGGGCGCAAAGAUCCACGGUCCAGAAAUUGACGUUUCUUUGCCGCACGAUCCCACCAAUGAAUAUCUAAAAUGGACGACUCUAAAUCCUAUUGGUCUACUGAAUGAAAUCCAGAAAAACUUCUACUUGUAUCCCUGGGAAAUGGAGAAGAUCCGUUUGAUAUUCGACGAAGCAGGAAUAACUACUGGUUACUUAGAGAAGCCAUGUUUAAAUCCAAAAGAUCCGCUUUGUCCUUUACUGGCGCCGAAUUUUUACUCUAAGGAGGCUCCAGACGUCGGCGCGGUCCUUACAGGAGGGUGCAAUGGCUUUGCAUCCAAAUACAUGGAGUGGCCAGAAGAACUUAUUGUUGGCGGAGUAACAAAAAAUCGUUCUGGUACAAUUAGAAGUGCGGCUGCCCUUCAAAGCGCCGUGAUAUUAAUGGGUGCGAAGAACCUGUUGGAGUAUUACCAGGAUGAGGAUUGGGCCAGGGAAGAAUACAUUUCCUGGAAUAUCACGACCACAAGGAAUAUCCUAGCGGCUUGGCAAAACGAAUUUACCAAGGUGAUGAAAGAAAUCACAGAUCCCCAAAAGGACGAGUUUAACAUUUUGGCGUUUGCUUCCGCAUCAUUCAACGAACUUUUGAGAGAUUUUUCGAAAACAAGUACUUUUCGCCUUGCCAUGGGUUACGUAUUGAUGUUAAUUUACUCGGGGUUGACUUUGAAGAGGUGGAAUGACGCCGUGAAAUCCCAUGGUGCUUUGGGGGUGGCGGGUGUUCUAGUGGUUACCAUGGCAGUGGCAUCGGGGCUUGGCUUCUGUGGGUAUCUUAAAAUUGCUUUCAAUGCAGCCUCGACACAGGUUUUACCGUUYCUUGCCCUCGGCCUUGGGGUGGAUGAUAUGUUCUUGUUGGCACACACCUACGCAUCCAUAUCCGACCGAGGGGAAGUUCAUCCAUCGGACCAGGUGGGGUUCGCCCUUGGUAUAACUGGUGUUAGUAUAUCUUUAACGUCUUUCAACAACAUGUUUGCCUUUUUAAUGGCUGCAAUCAUCCCGAUUCCUGCACUCAGGGCCUUCUCCUAUCAGGCUGCUGCCAUUGUGGUGUUCAACUAUUUCGCUGUUAUUAUCCUAUAUCCUGCUAUGUUGGCCAUUGAUGUUAAGAGGAAACACGAUCAGCGCUACGAUUUGUGCUGUUGUUUUCAAAGGAGCGGACCGCAAAGAAUCCUAAUCACUCCUAACUCUACUACCGACAGCGAUUUAGUUUUACGUCGAUACAAUAACUCGAGUAGCUCUUUGUCUUCUACGUCAUCCGCUGGAGUCCACGCAGGCGCAGUGGUAUUACCAGGAAGCAUGCAAGCCACUGCCAGUGGUACUGUCUCYCUUCCUGGAACUGUCACYCUUAAGGCUUCAGCUGUUGCGGAGCUCAGUAAUGGUGCUAUGUUGCCGUUGUCAGUCAGCGGUCUUGCUGCUAUGGACGACUUUGUUGCCAUGAAUACUUUGAAUACGUCCGAUGGACGACAGCGUGCCACGCGUUUAGACAGAAAUCGUAACCAAUCAAAUGAUACAGAUAAUGUUCCAAGGACAAUUAACACUGGRAGAAGGCAUGCUACCAGAUUUAAUAACAGAACGUUUGAGCACAAUGUCCAACCAACACCUUUCAUGGAAAACCGUUACUCAUCGCAUUCCAGGAACUCUAGAACUUCGUGUAAUGUUGAAGUCACUUCGACUUCCAAAUGGAAAACAAUAAAAGAAAAGAUCAAGCACUUUUCAUUAACAAACUUUGCGAAAUAUUACUAUGGGCCUUGGCUACAGAUGUUUCCUGCAAAGAUAUUUGUCCUUUUCGUCUUCGCUGCCUUAUUUGGUGUGAGUAUCUAUGGCUGUAUGAAAGUCAGUGAUGGUCUUGAUUUGAGAGACGUCGURCCCCGAAACAGCACAGAGCAUAAGUUCGUCACAGCACAGAUGAAGUACUUCUCAAUAUAUCCAAUGUAUCUUGUAACGAUGAAAGAUUUCGACUAUCCGAAUAAACAGAAAUUAUUAUACAAAUACCAUGAAGCGUUUAAAAGUGUCGCCAACGUCAUCAAAUCUCCCGAGAUGCAUCUCAGACCGUUUUGGCUGAUGUACUUCAGAAACUGGCUUAAAGAUAUCCAGAGAGCAUUUGAUAGAGACUGGAAGCGUGGUACCAUUGACUACAGUGGAUGGAAAGAGAACGCCAGUGAYAGCGGUAUCCUAGGAUACAAGAUGUUAGCUCAGACUGGGGACGAGGAUAAUUCAAUCAACCGAUCUCAAGUCCGUUCUGUACAGCUUGUGAAUGACGAAGGGAUUAUUAACCCUAAAGCGUUUUAUAACUACUUGACUGUGUGGUAUAAUGUUGACCCAAUGGGGUUCACAUCGGCGCAGGGAAACAUCAGACCCUCACCAGGUAACUGGGUGAACUCAMGAGAUCCCAAGGAAUACCAUAACGUUCGAAUUCAAGCCGCCAAACCCAUCAAGUUUGCGCAGAUUAUGCUUUACUUAGUCAACAUGAAGGACACAGACACGCAUGUCAAAGUUAUAAAGGAAGUGCGAGAWAUCUGUGAAGAAUUCAAGUCAAGAGGACUUCCAUCUUAUCCCAGUGGAAUUCCUUUCACAUUCUGGGAGCAAUACAUUUGGUUGCGACACUAUCUUCUUGUAGCAAUAGCCGUUAUUUUGUCUGUUAGUUUUGUUGUGAUGRUUUUCGUCUUGUGCAGCGUCUGGGUUGCCAUCAUCAUCGUCGCUAUAUUGACAAUGAUCACCGUCCAAGUAUUUGGUUUCAUGGGUUUAGCGGGAAUCAAACUAAGUGCAGUACCUGCUGUAACUCUAAUCUUAUCUGUUGGUGUUGGUGUCGAGUUCACAGUUCAUAUGUGYUUGGCUUUUCAAACUGCGAUUGGUGACCGAAACAGCCGCAUGCAGAAGGCAGUAGAGCAAGUUUUUUCACCGAUAACUGACGGAGCUAUUUCAACCUUACUGGGUGUCAUAAUGCUUGCUGGAUCAGAAUUUGACUUUAUUAUAAGAUAUUUUUUCCAUCUUCUCUGUGCGUUAAUGGUCAUUGGUUUUAUGAAUGGAUUAAUAUUUCUUCCUGUGUUGUUAUCAUUGGCUGGGCCGUCACCCGAGGUGGAGGAGAAUCGACCGCCAGGUACAGCWUCCUCKGCRGGKUCUCAACGCGAGUUACUACCYGUAUCWUCAUGCCGCCGAGGAACACCUCCUACAGAUUCCCAACUAUGCAUCCUAGACACCUCAUCUCACGAWAGYAAAGCCGAAGACCGUACGGAAAGCAGCCGAAAACACCGGAGAAAAAGAACUGACCAUAGUCAUCAUAACCGAAGAGUACAUGCUGCAAAUACACCUUCAAGGGUGCAAUAUGAUCUAGAAUCGACGAGUUCGGUUGUUGCACGAGUUACUGCUACUGCGACUGUUACAGUCSAAGUGAAAACUGAACAGGUUCCUAACGAAAGAACUGUGAAUGAGAGUAAUGGGAACARUAGGACGACGGACGGGGGAGUAACUAUCGUUGACUUGGAAGGCCAUGACGAAGUGAAAUAGGUCAAAGGAUAUGAAAAAGCUGCACGAAGAUACUGAACGAAAAGAUACAGAAUACUUSACCGGCGAAAACCAUUACAUCAAGAUGGUGGUAACGCCCUUCAUAAGAUGAUAAUUUAAAACAUACUUCAGACUCAAAAAGGGGUACAACCGCCAUGAAUACAUAAUUGGAUUGGUAGUCAUCAGUGUUUCAUCAYAUACGAUGUGGGAUUGCAUGUCUUAAACAAGGUUACAGAUGGUCAAAUAUGUUUUUAGAGCUGAAAGAAGCUCCUUCAACUCGAUACAGUUGCUAGAAAUAUGAACAUGGCGAUGUAUCCGAUUUCUGUAAUAUAUACAAGCGUACAUUCUUGUUGGGUAUUUUGUGCAUAUUCUCGAGGUGUUGAAGCAGYAAUUGAAGAGACGUGUUGAAAACUUAGUAAUAUUGAGGAAUAUUUUCACUUGAUGCAAAUGUUUUAUGCUGGACUAAAGUUUUCAAAUUGGAAGAGAUCACGUUAACAAUGCAAAGAAUCAUCAAUCGUGUGUCCAGUAAUCCAAUUUCUACAAGAGACUGACUAAAAGCUAUUCAGUGGUUAUUCUUAGCUCUCAGGUCAAAGGUGCUGAAAUGGUUUAUGGACUGAAAGAAGACAAAAUGGAUACUGAAUAGUACAACUAUAACAAAAUAGUUCAAGUUUACAAGAAUAUYCUAUUUGCACGUAGUCAAUGUUAAGACGAUUUUUGCGGACGAAUGGCAAGGCAUACGGACGCUUCAAUUCUGGUAUAUUGUAUAUAUUCAAAGCGCUGUCUUGCUAUCGACGCAACGUGUAUAAAUGGCUUCUCUUAAUCACCAGCACCUUUCAACAUCGACACUUGUCUGUAUCAGAGCAACUUGAGAACAUCACGCAUGAUGAGUACAUUUAACAAUAGUCAAAGGAAGAUAAUCCGACAUUACAGAGAACUAUGUUAACAGAUAUCCAGCGCUGCUUUCAAUUUGCUUCGCAGGUAUUAUGACCGAGAAAUCAUCUCUGAAACUUUACAUAUACAAUGAUUCAAUUUCAGUAUAAUUUAUUUAUUCAAUCUGUAAAUAAUAUAUCACGUGAUCACUUAUAGUCCAAAUCCAGUCAAGAUGUAUACAGAAAUUAAUUGGGUUGAUUUCGUUCGUCGAAUUUUUUUACGUGUCGAGUUUACUUCAAGCUCCGCGCACGUUAGUUUGGACACUGAAAAAAUACGACGUCUGAAACAKACCUAACUUAGAAAAACAACUUGGGGAUGGAAGCGGUCAUUCAAACAUUGCUUACGAUUUUAUUGAAAUUUAUUAGUUUUCUGAUUCAUGAAUUAUUUCUGAUUCCCGUGGCUUCUCAGGGUAAAAUGAUUCUUUUCCAAUGUACACAAAUUGAAAAUCCGCUUCCUUCCCCGACAAUAUCCGCACAAAUAGUAAUGGAGUUAAGUGCUCAAGAUUAUAUCUACCAAAACAUGUACAAUAAGUAGAAAUAUCGGUACAGAGCCGUGAUAGAUAAUCGCUKGUCACRAUGUAAGGUAUCCAUUUUAAGUAUAACGAGUUCAUAGUUCACGAGGGAAGAAUCCGUUGUUAACAAGAUUAGRUGUGCUACACACACUUCACUCUUUAGCAUGCAGWARAAUAUUGAUGAAGAUCGUACACUACUCGGGAUGAGCUCGGGAGCUGUUCGGUUCAAGUUCGUGUGUUGUACGGUGCACAUUGAUGCAAACAUACCUCAAACAGACUGAGUUCAUAUGAAGCGUAAAGAACCCAUUAGAAUAUAAUAUAUCAGAGUGGAGUAAAAAGACCCAGUGAAAUUAUAUUCACUACUUCGAUUUUUCUGUUUUAUAACUAUGCUUUGACUUACACACCUAUCAGGACUAUGAUAUUUCGUUUCACGGACUAUGAUAUUUCGUUUCACGGGUUUUAUGUCUUCACACUGACCUUGGGAUGUUCUAGAAUCUAGUUUACAUAUCAAUUGCGUGCUAYUGAACUAAGCAUACAAGUGGUCUGUUGAUCACGGGAGAGAAYGUCUCGUGGUUAAAACCCUUGAAAUCGCAAUUGAAGUGAUCUCGGAGCGACCCCCAUUGAACACUUCGUACGUAAACCUCCUUUCCUUAUAUGGAAUAGCGAYGCAAAGCUUGACGGGAAAUCGACUUGCUUUGACUUCUAGUGCCUCUAGACCCCUGGCAUGGGAAUGUAGUUCCAUCGAGGUGCGAAAACAAUGGACUUUUUGUCCCUCGGAUGGAACUGCKUUGACUUCACAUGUAAGGGGUCUACUCAGCAAUUGAGCGUCGGGCAAACAGUAUAGAAUAACAUUAGUAUCUUAGUYAUAUACAUUAUUUAUUACAGCGGUCAGCGGUAUCAAUACAUAUAUCCCGGAUGAAAACUUAGAAACGGCUCUUUAUCGAUUACCAUAGCAACAGACCAUAUUUAAUAAAAUGUUGAUGUUGAAA